UCGGACAGUUUUUCCCUUGGGAGACCCGGAAAAAACAAAGCUGCAGGAAAUCUGUUGGAAAAGGUUUUGAGGAUGUCAACUGGAGAGCUGGAGUGAGCAGAUGCAGAGGGGAGACAAACUACAGAGAGGAAGAAACCACAGAGGUAAAUUGUCUCGUUUGGAGUGAUGAUGAAAAAGAAGAAGAGUUUAGUGGAGGACAGCGCCACACUCAUCGCACUCUCAGACCAUCCUGAACAAACCUACGGCAGCAUUGAGAAAUGUGCGGAACCUCAGGAAAACAAGAACGUCUUCAGUGAUGGAGUCACAAAAAUUGAUUUCGUCUUGGUUUGGGAGGAAUCUGGCAAUCCGUUGAAGUCAGCGGAUGGAGAAGAACUAUCAUUCAGUUCGUCGCGGGACGCACACAGGAAGUGGAGGACAGAGUUCCUGUCCAAACUCCAAGAUGCUGGACUUCAUCAAGAAAUGAAAGAGGUUGUGCAAGGAAAAACAAAGACUACUUAUGUCCUUCUGAGUGCCCCGUGGAAUGUUCUGUGUUACUAUGCCGAGGAGAUCAGCCUUCGAGUGCCGUUACAGGUUGUGACGACGCCAAUAUCAAACUGGUCCGAGACUAUCCUAGAAAAACUACACACACCAAACAUAAUGGCACAAGAUGUGCCCAACUAUCCACCAGACUACUACACCUGCCCGUUCCGUACCACCAAACUAGAGAGAUUUCUUGGUCAUGAAAACAAGGACACUUUUUUCAAAACCACACAGAGACACCAAAUACUAUAUGAGAUUUUAGCCAGGACUCCAUAUGGAGCGCUGAAGAGAGGAGAAGUUGGCAUUGGCAGGCUUGUUAGUGAGAAAGUUCUCACUGCUGCUUUUCCCUUACAUGAGGGUCCAUUUGAGAUGCCAAAGACCCCAGAAGAUCCACAAUGUCUGAACAUGAGGCAGAUCCUCCAUCACUACUGGGCUCGCUGGGCUUGUUGGAGGAAAUACCAACCUCUGGAUCACAUCCGUGAAUACUUUGGAGAGAAAAUAGCACUCUAUUUUGCAUGGUUGGGUUUCUAUACUGGUUGGUUAUUACCAGCAGCGGUAGUGGGUUUUAUUAUAUUUCUGUUUGGUAUAUGGCUGAUGGUCACUGAUGUGCCAGCGGAAGAGUUGUGCUCCAGUGGAAAUGCCUUCAUCAUGUGUCCACUAUGCAACAUCUGCAGCUACUGGAACCUCUCGAGUAUCUGCUAUACUUAUAAGGCAGGCUUGCUAUUUGACAAUGGAGGAACUGUGUUCUUCAGUAUAUUCAUGUCUCUGUGGGCCGUCACUUUCCUGGAGUACUGGAAGCGGACAAGCUCUAUACUUUCACACCGAUGGGACUGCUCCGAAUUUGAAGAAAUAGAGGAAAGGCCAAGACCAGAAUUCACAGCACUGGCACCUAUGACAGUUCGCAAUCCUGUGACUGGGGCUGAGGAGCCUUACUUCCCAGAGACCCGUCGACUAAGUCGUACUCUUACCGGCAACAUGGUCAUCAUUCUAAUGAUUUCCAUAGUUUUGAUAUUCCUGAUGGCCAUCAUACUGUAUCGGACCAUACUAAGCAUCAUUAUCUACAGGUCUCAGAGUGCCUUCUUCAUAUUUUCAGCUGGAAGAAUAGCUAGCCUCACUGGUUCAAUGCUAAAUUUACUGGUUAUCCUGUUGUUGUCACGGCUUUAUACUUACCUGGCCCAGUGUCUGACAAGAUGGGAAAUGCACCGCACCCAGACAGAAUAUGAGAAUGCAUUCAUCCUCAAGGUCUUCAUCUUCCAGUUUGUCAACUUCUACUCAUCUCCUGUUUACAUUGCAUUUUUCAAGGGCAGGUUUGUUGGAUACCCUGGAAGCUAUAACACAUUACUAGGAAUCCGAAAUGAGGAUUGUGGUGCAUCUGGAUGUCUCAUUGAGCUAGCUCAAGAGUUGUUAGUAAUCAUGGUAGGCAAACAGGUGAUCAGCAACAUCCAGGAAUUUGUAUUACCUAAAUUAAAAACAUGGUGGCACAAGAGGAAGUUAAAGCCAGCUCCCAGUCAGGAGGUAAUAGAUGAACCAGACACCAAUUCACAGAUCAACCCAUGGGAAAAUGACUAUCAGUUGCUGGUGUGCGAGGGACUGUUUGAUGAGUAUCUGGAAAUGGUUCUGCAGUUUGGCUUUAUUACCAUCUUUGUAGCAGCCUGUCCCUUGGCUCCAUUGUUUGCUUUGAUAAAUAACUGGGUAGAGGUCCGUCUGGAUGCCCAGAAGUUUGUGUGUGAGUACCGCAGGCCAGUCGUGGAAAGAGCACAAGACAUUGGCAUCUGGCUGACCAUCCUGCAGUUCAUCUCCUAUCUGGCUGUCAUCAGUAAUGCUUUCCUGAUUGCAUUCACGUCGGAUUUCCUGCCACGCCUCUUUUACCGCUACACUGCGGGUAGCAUGAGCGGAUACAUCAACUUCACACUCUCAGUCGCCCCUGCAAACUUCACCCAGAAUGAGAUGUCAUGCCGAUAUCGCGGGCUCAGGGAUGAGAAAGGACAGAACACACAGGAUUACUAUCAUCUGCUGGCCAUACGACUGAGUUUUGUCAUUAUAUUUGAGCAUGUUGUACUUCUGAUUGGACGUAUUAUUGACUGGAUUGUGCCUGAUAUCCCAGAAGAGGUGGAAAUUAAGAUUAAAAGAGAACAUUACAUGGCCAAAGAGGCACUGGCUGAGAAUCAGUCGUUGAGUAAAUCUGUCCUGGAAGAGAUGGAGAGGCAAAACUAUGAGCUGCGGCAAAGAAUAAGAACACAGAGUCCAACAAACAACAUGUCACCAACAUCUGAAGAUGAGGCCAUGCCUGCGCUCUGAUACCAUAUAUCUGAGGAUUUUAAUACACUUCACAGAUCACUCUACAGAUGAAUACAUGUUUUGGAAACUGCUUACUGAUUAUUGUGGCAUGAUGAACUCUAAAGGCAUUCAAAAUAUUUUGGUUCAGUCGGUGCCUAUGGCGUAGUGGAAAGUGCACCAACAAAUGCACUCUAGUGUUUGCGGCGACCCGGGUUCGAUUCCCGCCUCGAGGUCCUAUGCGAAUUCUUCCCUUCUCUCUGCCCCCAUGCUUUCCUGUCGGUUGUCUCUACUGUCAAGUAUAAAUAAAGGUGAAAACCCCUAAAAUAAACAAUAAUGAUUCCGAGAGCCA
Molecule: messenger RNA, 3145 nt
Organism: Danio aesculapii
Lineage: Eukaryota; Metazoa; Chordata; Actinopteri; Cypriniformes; Danionidae
Gene: ano7
Product: anoctamin 7
Exons: 24
Coding region: 166-2817 (883 amino acids)
Biological process (GO): chloride transmembrane transport; calcium activated phospholipid scrambling
Cellular component (GO): plasma membrane
Molecular function (GO): chloride channel activity; protein dimerization activity
Source: RefSeq, a predicted model, not a curated record